Messenger RNA from Ostreococcus tauri, 387 nucleotides. RefSeq names its product unnamed product. The transcript has a single exon. The record is from RefSeq and is a predicted model, not a curated record. Bases 1 to 387 code for a protein of 128 amino acids. Lineage: Eukaryota; Viridiplantae; Chlorophyta; Mamiellophyceae; Mamiellales; Bathycoccaceae.
AUGUCGCGCGCGUUCGAUCUCACCGCGCCGCCGCCGCCGCGUCCGAGGCGCGCGCGCGCGGACGCGGACGUGGACGCGGCGGCGGUGACGCUGGAGCUCGACGCGCGAUGGGCGGCGAUGUUCGCGGCGACGGCGCGACGACGGGCGGCGCGACGGGCGGGCGCGGACGACGGACGCGCGCGCGCGGUGGGCGGACGCGCGCGGACGCGCGAGUGGGUCGAGCGGGAGGGGGCGGCGGGGAGGGGGCGAACGGACGCGCGCGGGCGGACGGAGGCGUACGGCGCGGCGGGCGUCGUCGAGGUGGCGCGGGCGGAGGCGGCGAUGAACGCGGCGUUCGACGCGUGGUUGGACGCGAACGAGGCGAGGUGGUUUCCGUGCGAGACGUGA